Anolis sagrei ordinatus is the source of this 7136-nucleotide messenger RNA. RefSeq names its product guanine nucleotide exchange protein SMCR8. Lineage: Eukaryota; Metazoa; Chordata; Lepidosauria; Squamata; Anolidae. Gene Ontology annotation, cellular component: guanyl-nucleotide exchange factor complex. The record is from RefSeq and is a predicted model, not a curated record. Gene Ontology annotation, molecular function: GTPase activator activity.
CCUCCGCGAAGGUCAUGUGAUUCCAAGAUGGCUGCCAGGCAGCAGCGGCGAACGCGGCCGUGAAGGGGAAGCGGCGGUUCCUCGCAGAGGAAGGCAGGCGAGAAGGGAGGGCUCCCGGGCCGGUCCUAGCGCUUGCCGGGUUCGGGACUGGGAGGGAGAGAAGGGAGGCCCAUUCCCCAGGAAGGGUAAAACCUCAACCAAGCAAGAGGGAAGGGGGGAAGCUGAGCCUUUCAUAGCCCCAUAGCCAGCAUCUCUCUCCCAUCGCUAGCCCCAUAUUAAGGAUCCUCUUGCCUCCAAAGCCCCAUAGACAGGGAUCUCUGGUCUCAGUAAUCCCCUUCCUUUCAUCACCCCAUAGCCUCCAUAGUCCCUGGCUUCACUCGCCCCAUAGCCUCCAUAAUCCCAGGCUUCAGUUGCCCCACAGCUAGGCUUUUCUGCUCUCACUAGCCCCAUUGCUCUGGAUCAUCUGUCUCAAUAACCCCUCUUGCCUCCCUAACCCCAUAGCCAAGGCCCCUCUUGCCUUAAUAGGCCCACAAAUAGGGACCCCUUUGCCCCAUAAAUCCCUUCUGCACCUCCAGCCCCACAUUAAGGACCCUAUUGCCUUGCUAACCCCAUAGCCAGGGAUCUCUGGCCUCAUAUCCCCAUAGCCAACCUCCAGCCCCACAUUAAGGACCCUAUUGCCUUGCUAACCCCAUAGCCAGGGAUCUCUGGCCUCAUAUCCCCAUAGCCAACACCCCUCUUGUUGUAAUAGCCCCACAAGUUGGGACCCCUUUGCCCCAUAUACUCCAUAGUUGGGGUCCCUUUUGCACCACUAGCCCCACAUUAAGGAUCCUCUUGCCUUGCUAACCUCAUAGCCAGGGAUCUCCGGCCACAUAUUGCCAUAGCCAAGGCCCCACAAGUUGGGACCCCUUUGCCCCAUAAAUCCCAAAGCCAGGGUCCCUCUUGCACCUCCAGCCCCACAUUAAGGACCCCAUUGCCUUGCUAACCCCGUAGCCAGGGAUCUCUGCGCUCAUAUCCCCAUAAUCAAGGCCCCUCUUGUUGUAAUAGCCCCACAAAUAGGGACCCUUUUGCCCCAUAAAUCCCUUUUGCACCACCAGCCCCACAUUAAGGCUCCUCUUGCCUUGCUAACCUCAUAGCCAGGGAUCUCUGGCCUCAUAUCCCCAUAGCCAAGGCCCCUCUUGUUGUAAUAGCCCCACAAGUAGAGACUACUUUGCCCCAUAAAUUCCAUAGCCGGGUCCUCGUUUGCACCUCCAGCCCCACAUUAAGGAUCCUCUUGCUUCACUAACACCAUAGCCAGGGAUCUCUGGCCUCAUAUUCCUAUAGCCCAGGCCCAUCUUGCCUUAAUAGACCCUCUUUGCUCCAUGACCUCAUAGCCAGGGGGACUCUCUUGCAUCUCUAGCCAAAUAGUUUGGGGCCCCUUGCCUCCAUAGCAAGGGAUCUCUGGCAUAUUCCCAUAGCAAGGUCCCUGUUGCCUCAAUAGCCACACAAUUAGGACCCUGUUGUUCUACUGGCCUCAAGAGCUCUACAGCAAGGUCUCAAUAGCCCCAUAACCAGAGACCCUGCUCCUUGACUCCCCAACUAGGGUGCUGUUGCCCUACUGGCCUCGCUAAACUCACAGCUUUUGACCCUUUAGUCUUGCUAGCUCUAUAGCUGGGGAUCCUUUUGCCUCUUUAGACUCCGCAGAGGGCUGGCUCCUUCAGUGGAGAGCAAAAGGACCCCUGAGUGAAAGGGGUUAAAAGAGGGUGAGUGCAAUAGGGUCCCCUAAGUGUGGAGGAAACUAGGAAAUAAGUAUGGUGGCUCCUGUCUUGUUGAUCAAAAGGGGCAUGAUUUAGGGUCCUUUAUGUAACAAUCCCACUAUCAGUCGAGGGAUGUUAAAGUCAGUGGGGAUGCAAAUAUAGGACUGAGAGGAUUCCUUUUGUUGGCAAUGGCUUCCCUUUUUGAGAGUGGCAAAGGGGAGAUAAUUUAGGAUCCCAAGGUAACAAUCCCUUCUUAGUUGAGGGAGGUUAAAGUGAGUGGGGAUUGACAAAUUGACAGAGGACCAGAAAGACUCACUCCUUUCAUUGUGCCUUCAGUCGAUGGAUUCCAAUUGAGGCGCCACUCUCCUUGCCUCUGGAAAUAUGAUCAGUGCACCAGACGUGGUGGCCUUCACCAAGGAGGAUGAGUACGAAGAGGAGGCCUACAGCAGUAGCGAGCCGGCUCUCCCUGAGGAGUACUCUGUGCCGCUCUUCCCCUUCGCCAGCCAGGGAGCCAACCCCUGGUCCAAGCUCUCAGGAGCCAAGUUCACCCGGGACUUCAUCCUCAUCUCCGAAUUCUCAGAGCAAGUGGGGCCCCAGCCGCUGCUCACCAUCCCGGAUGACGCCAAAGUCUCCGGCACCUUCGAUCUCAACUACUUUUCCCUCCGCAUCAUGUCGGUGGAUUACCAGGCCUCCUUCGUGGGCCACCCGCCAGGAUGUCCUUACCCCAAGCUGAACUUUGUGGAGGACUCGAAAGUGGUGCUGGGCGACUCCAAGGAAGGGGCCUUCGCCUACGUCCACCACCUGACCCUGUACGACCUUGAAGCCCGGGGUUUUGUCCGGCCAUUCUGCAUGGCCUACAUCUCCGCCGACGAGCACAAAAUCAUGCUGAUGUUCCAGGAGCUCUCUGCAGAGUUCUCCAAAGCUUCUGAAUGCCUGAAGACAGGCAACCGGAAAGCUUUUGCCAAUGAACUGGAAAAAAAGCUCAAGGACCUUGAUUACACCAGGACAGUUUUGCACAAAGAGACAGAGAUCCAGAAGAAAAACAACGAAAAAGGGUAUUACACCACGCAGGCCAUCGAGAAAGCCAACGAACUGGCCAGCGUCGAAAAAUCCAUAAUUGAGCAUCAGGAUCUUUUGAAGCAAAUCCGAUCCUAUCCCUACAGUAAGCUGAAAGAUUCUGACUUCCACCCUUAUGAGCCAGAGUGUGCAAAUGAGCCAGCCGAUGAAGAAUCAGAGCAACAAGGAUUUACUACCUCGAAACCUGACGAACCUAGAAAAACACACCUUUAUUCUCGGCGGUCUUCUUACACCCCGAAACUUAUCAAGGCCAAAUCGGCCAAAUGCUUUGACAAGAAGCUCAAAACCCUUCAGGAACUUUGUGAUGUGUAUUUUUUCACACAGACGCUGGAUCAGCUGCACCAGAUUGAGAAGACGUUCAGAGGCGACGUGUGCUACCUCUUGACCCACCAGAUCAGCAGAGCGCUUUUGAAGCAGCAGAGUAUCACCAACUUCCUUUUUGAAGAGAUAUUCCCUUUGGAUGAAAGAGAACCCGAAAGGCAAUUGAAUGGCUACCAGGGAGUCCAUCCCGACAACCCGGGUGAGAAAUCUUUGGACGUUUGCCCUCUCCUGAAACCCGUAAUCGGCUCAUACAAAUCCAGUGUUGAGUCUGUGCCCAUUAAGAUGGAUCCGAAGACCGAAGCUCCUCAAGAAACAGAAGCUGCCGAUCCUGUCGCUUGUGACGAUCAGGACAAUGUUGAAUAUCUUGAUGCCGAUCUCAAAGGGAGCAUCAGCAGUGGGGAAAGCAUUGAGGUUUUGGGGACAGAGAAGUCUGCCUUGGCUCAAGCCGAAAGCCAGGCCCAGUUGCCCCAAGCGAACGCGAGUCCUCAGCUGGCGAGGGACAAAGCAGUCAGUCGGAGGACCAUCAGUGAGGACAGCAUUGAGGUCCUUAGCACCUGCCCCUCGGAAGCCCUGAUCCCAGAUGACUUCAAAGCCAGCUACCCCAGCGCCAUUAAUGAGGAAACCUACGCCGACGAGGAAGAGGAAGGCCUUCACUUUGACCCUGAAGGGGUGGAAGGCAACCUCGAACUGGGGAACCAGCUUCCUGUGGACUCAGCUUGUUGCAUCGGGAAGGAGAGUCCCAACUUUCUCGAGCCGCCAAAUGGUUUGGCCCCGAAGCAUUGCGAGGAUGACGACGGUGUGGUCAGUAUCCCUCCCCAGCCCUUUCGGCAAGGUGAUUUGGGGUUCCAGGUGAACUUUACAGACUGCUCUUCACAUGACGGUGUCUUGGGGGGCCUCCUGGGCUACGAGCUUGACCCGCAUUACCACUCCAGCCACAGAGAAGUGAGUAAGAUGAGCCUGGAUAAAUGCUCCGACUCCACCAGCUACAUCAGCAGCACAGCAUCCACCAGCUCGGACAGGACGCCCUCUCCGUCUCCUCUUUGUGGCGGUGGAAGUCACUUCGGGGAGCGGCAGAAGAAGAAGGCUGGGCAGAACGCCCUGCGCUUCAUCCGGCAGUAUCCCUUCGCCCACCCGGCCAUCUAUUCUCUGCUGAGCGGCAGGACGCUGGUGGUGCUGGGGGAAGAGAAAGCCAUUGUGGAGAAACUGGUGACUGCCCUCUCCAUCUUCGUCCCCAACUGCGGGUCGUACGCCAAGCCUGUGAAGCACUGGGCUGUGUCUACCUUGAACAUCACUGAUUUCCAGAAGUGGAAACUGAUUGGAAUGCAAAGGUCAUCUUCCCCAGCCGGUGUCAGCAUGAUGCACUCCCUCAUCCGGUAUGGGCGGUACAUCAGCAUCCUGGACGCCGACAGCAAAACCCUUCGCUGCCCGCAGUACCGGGGGACCCUGAUCCCGCGCCUGGCCGACCACCGGACGCAGAUCAAGCGCGGGAGCACCUACUUCAUGCACGUCCAGACACUCCUGACACAGCUGAGCGCCAAGGCUUUCCUUUUCGCCUUCUGCCACCACCUGCACCUGCCGCUCAAAGAGGGCGAGACCGAGGCCUCCAUGGCUUCCCGGCGGCUAAACUUCCUGAAGAUGCACCUGGGCCUGGCCAACGAGGACAGCAAGGUGGUCCAAUAUCUCGCUGAGCUCCUGAAACUUCAGUUCGUUCAGGAUCCUGUCCGAGGGGUCAGUCCCGUGCUCAGGUUUGACUACGUGCCCAGCGCUUUGUACAAGAUUUAGCCUGACCUUCUCAUUCCUUCGCCAUCUCACAAUGCUGCUCUGCCAUCAUUUACAGGCCUCCAAGGUUUCCACGGUCCUUGCGGUAUGUUGUGCAGGGCCUGAGGGAGCAGCUCAGUCAGCCUCAUUAAAAUAAGACUUCCCGAUUCCUGGUCGGACCUCUUCGGAAAGAACUAAGGCUAUCUUAUUGCUGCUUCAAAGGGGAAUCAGAGGGUAGCGCCUUUUUGGAGUGGUGGGUGAUCAGAGGCUGUGUCUACACUGUAGACUGCAUGCAGUUGACCCUACUUUAACUCCCAUGGGUCAGUGCAUCAUGGGAGUCAUAGUUUGGCAGAGAAGGCUAAACAUCUUGCAAGGCAUCAACUGCCAGGUUUCCAAAGCAUUUAGGCAUGGCAGUUAAAGCGGUGUCAACAUUGCAUUAAUUCUACUGUGUAGAUGCACCCAAAGAGAGAGAAAGCCGCUUAGCACAUGGUCAGAGGCAUAAGCAGGGAAAGAUGAGGAGGGAGUGCAUUCUUGGAGGUGCACUCAUUGGAAAUACAGUAUUUUGGAGAAAAUGGAGUUCAAUUCUCUCCCUAAAGAUCUUGGCAGGUCAGCUCUCAGCCAUCCAAUCAUGGAAAGUUCAUCAUCUUCCUGUACCACAUUUGCUGGGGAUUGCAAUGGCUCCCUUUGCAGGAAGCCACAAAAGAAACCACAGGGUAAAUGAGGCCAGAGAGGAAGACAUUCCAGUGGGGCAUUUCUGGGUUCUCCUGGUCUCAAUCACAGCAGAGACAUUCUCCCUUUUUUCAGAGGUCCAGCAGUGUGACUGUCAACCAUUAGGAGUUGGCCACGACUGGCUCUCCGUUCCUAGAACCAUGUCUUUUCUGUAGCUCUGGAGAGAAAAGAAAACUAUGUCUUCUGUCAAAGGGAAAGGACGUGCUCUGGAGCCGUCUAUAGCAUCACCUUAGCAGUCAAGCUUCAUCAGGAACAGAAUUUGGCUAGAGUUAGACUCCCUCUGCUCCACACUGGAUUUUGUUUUGCCAUAACCAGCCUGAAGCCUGCAUUGAAUCAGUGAACGCCCACCCUGUGUCCUCAUUUGAACCCUAUGGCUUUCCAAGUGUUUUACUACCUCUAUAAUAACAUCACUGGGAGUUAAUGGUGGUUGCUGGCCAUCCAGUUUGGUAAGAAUAGGACUUUUAGGUCCCUAAAUCCUCCAAAACCCUAAGCUACGUUAUCAGCUUGGGUCCUUCUGUGGAGUUCUGCUUGAAUACUACAGAAAGGACCUUUCCGACAUCUUUGUGGCUGUGGGGAGAGAUAUACAUAAAUAAUCCGGCAGCAUAUCGCAACUGGAUAUCACUUUUAAGGAUCGAGCAAUGCCUUACUGGUUUUAUUUCCCUUUUUAAGAACUGUUCUGCUUCCUGUUACCGAGCGGCUGGCGACAGAGGGACACGUGUUUUACAAGAAUAACUGGAAAAAUAGGUGUUGUGUGUGUGUGUUUUGAAACCUCUUUUGGGCUCUGAAAUCGAAUGUAAAGUUCCUGGAAGCUUCAAAGGGUUUAAUGUUUGGCCCAUUCUGGGAAACUUGAUGCAAAUCUGCACUACUGUAUAUAAAUAAUGAAUAUAUAGGAGGCAGGGCAGGGAGGGAGAAAAAGUGUCCCGUUUGAAAGGGAGAUUGCCUUGUUAUGCUGCACUUUUUGAGUUCCUUCAGUAAAGAAAAAUAUAUAUUGUGUUGCUGGAAAAACACCCCACAAAAGACACCUUUUGCUGCUUUUUAUUGGGGGAAAAACGAACGUACCUCUUUGCCAUUUGGUUCUCCAUUUACAGAAAAAAACAAAACACAUUGUGUGUUUUUUAGACAAUUUGGCCAAUGGCUAACAUGUCAUAGUCCUAAUUGUCGCUUUGGAUGAACUUUCCAAGUUUUAUGGAGAUCGGUUGCAUCACUAUACGACUUCCUAUCCACAAACUUGGAUCAUAAAGCCAAGGCUUUAUUAUCCUUUUGAGUCAAAUGCCAUCUGCUGUUAAGACAUUAUGGGUAAAGUUGCUGUGUUUAUACUGGAAUAUAUAGAAUCCAGGUUGUCGAGCUUCCGUUCGGCUCCUUAAACUUGAAAUAGUCUCUUUUGUUUUUGGAUGUGGAAUCGAUAUUAUGGGAGACUUUGAGCCUCUCCAUCCCAAAAUGCUAUCUAGUGCUCCUCUGUCUUUUGCCUUUGAGCCAUAUUUCCCAUCUCCUGCAAUAGGAGUCCAGCCAGGAAAUGAC